CAUCGGUUGUGUUAGAUUUUUUCGGGCUAAAACCAAGUAAUAUUGUUCUGAUGGCAUAAUGUCGUUUGUUUUCUAUAGUGUUUGAGUUUGCGCACUGGAACAUCAGUACCUAACCUUUAAAUAUCAAUACUUCACUAUACAUUACAGGGCUCAUAAUCGCUAUAUUUAAAAUGCGCAUGCGUUAUAAGUGCCCAGCCGACUGCAAAAGAAUCGCUACACAAUAUCCACGUAACAUACUCAAGUGUUUUAAAAUAUUUAAAGUACCGUAGGCUUGUUAUGCUACCGCUUGUUGGUAAUUGACCAUGUCUGUAUCGAUAAACAGUUUUGAAAGAUGUUGUCGACUUUGUGCCGAAGAACAAGAUGUGACGAUAAAAUUAUUCAGUGAGGAGGCAGAAGCAAUGCUUCUGACCAAAAAGUUAAAUAAAUACUUGUUGAUAGAGGUUGAAGAAGAUGAUAAAUUACCAAAAAAUAUUUGCAUCAAAUGUUGUUCGAAAUUACAAUUAGUAUGCGAUUUUAUUGAUCAAGCUGUCAAAGCGCAGGAGAUAUUAAACAAGCGCAGCAUUGUUUUGUGCCCUAACAAAGAGCCAAUAGAAACUUACCAUGUAAUAAAGCAGGAACCUGAAGAUGAAGUUAUGUAUGAACCUGAUAGUGAUUCUAAAUUUACAACCAUGGAAAUUAGUGUUGAUCCUUUGAUGAUUCUACAAAACUCGGAAGAUUCCCUAUCAUCUAACCCUGCAGAAAAUAGUGAAAAUGAUGAACAAGAUGUUGCUUACCAACAUAGGAUUAAUGUGGAAGAUUUAACCUAUCUACAUGGGGAAGAUGAAUCUUACCUACAUGGGGAAGAUUUAACUCAUCUACACGGGCUUGAUGGGGAAGAUGUAAUUGAUUCACAUGAGGUUGAUGGGGACGAUGUUACUUUUCACCACAGGGUUGAUACAGAAGAUGUAGGUCAUCUACAUGGUGUUGAAAGUCUUAAAGUAAGUAAUGUACAUGGUGCUGAUGUGGAAGAUGUAACUCAUUUAGAUGAAGAUGAUGGUGAAGAUGUUACCUAUCUCCAUGCGGUAGAUGGGGAAGAUGUUACAAUAAAACUGAUUAAAAGGGGUGAUAAGACAGAUGACUCAAAUUCAAAAAAUGAGGUUGAAAAACCUUUCCCGUGUCUUACAUGCCAUCGAGCUUUUCAUACAGAGAUAGCUUUGAGAGGCCAUUUAUGGGUUCAUCAAAAUGUAAAUGUUGUUAAAGACAAACAAUAUAAAUGUGGUUAUUGUAAGGACCAGUUUGACCAUAAAACAGAAUAUUUGAGUCAUUUAAAAUGGCACAGUACACCUGGAAUGUGCCAAGUAUGUGGAAGGAGGUUUAGGACAGAAUCCAAUUUAAAAUCACACAUGGAUUCACAUUUUUCAACCACUAGCAAAUCACAUACAUGCAAAGUGUGUGGACGUUCAUACAACACAAGCAGCAAUUUGAAAACUCACAGUGUAACCCAUAGUAACGAAAGGCCAUAUGUGUGUCCAUAUUGCAAUAAAUGCUUCAAACGAAAUCAAGAUUUAAAGUUCCAUAUUAAUCAACAUACUGGAGAAAAACCAUAUAAAUGUCCAUUCUGCGACAAAACCUUUGCUAGUUCUGGCAAUUGCUACUCACACAAGAGCCGUAUGCAUCCAGGCAGAUUUUUCGAUCGAAAGAAACCAGUAACUGGAGUAACAGAUGAAGCCAAAAUAAGAAAAAUACAAGCAAUGCGUCAAGGAAUUAUCAAAAAAAUAGAUGCUAAAGAUAAGGACAUUCAAUCUAUGCAAUUUCGGCCUAUAGCACCUAAACCUUCUUAUACUAUUGUAAAAGGAGCCUUGAAAUACCAGUGCAAUGUGUGUGAACAUAGUUUCCUGAAAAGAGACAAUUACAAUUACCACAUGUUCCAACAUACAGGUGAGAAGCCAUUUAGUUGUUCAUUAUGCAGUGAAAAGUUUGUAACCAGACGAGGAGUUUUAAUUCACCAUGACAAGAAACAUCCAGAGAACAACCGGCCACUUUCUUUACUAUCCCGAAAUGCAUUGCUCAAGUAACAAUGAGUUGAAAUCUAACAACCGCCAUCACAAGCAUAAUCCAGAUUUAUGAAAGCUAUACUGUGCAUAUGGAUAAACAGUGUUUAUAUUAAAGUAUGUAAAUAAAGUGUAAAUGUUAAUAUUCAGGCUGUCAGUUUAUUCUUCAUCAGUCAUCAAGAGCCCCCUCUUGGAAAUAGCUUAUUUGAAUCUGGAAAAGUUGUUCCCAUUCAACUAGCAUUGGUAGAUUUUUAUAAAUAUUUUAAGGCAAUUUGUGUAGAUAAUAA
This is a messenger RNA of Pararge aegeria (speckled wood butterfly), 2317 nucleotides long. Its product is annotated as zinc finger protein 569-like. The transcript is spliced from 5 exons. The record is from RefSeq and is a predicted model, not a curated record. Bases 303 to 2054 code for a protein of 583 amino acids. Gene Ontology annotation, molecular function: zinc ion binding. Gene Ontology annotation, cellular component: nucleus. Lineage: Eukaryota; Metazoa; Arthropoda; Insecta; Lepidoptera; Nymphalidae.